Messenger RNA from Maylandia zebra (zebra mbuna), 1508 nucleotides. NCBI's taxonomy places the organism in Eukaryota, Metazoa, Chordata, Actinopteri, Cichliformes, Cichlidae. The record is from RefSeq and is a predicted model, not a curated record.
ACAUUGCUGGCCUUACGGAUCAGUUUAUUAAGUCUGUUGGCAUCUGUGACCCUCAGCCUGCAGGGAUGUAAAGGCAAUUUGGUGCUUUGGUUGGGCUUAAAAGAGCUAAGUUAUGUAGACAUUACUUGACAAAUCUAAACAAGGUUACAGAAACUCAGUAGCUCCAGAAGGACAAAUAACAGGAAAAAUCAGUGGAAAACAAAUCCCCCGGUGCCAUGUUACUUCCUCCACAGGAAAGACUAAGAAGUUCUAUGGUAAGAUAACUUGCUUCACUUCUCCAGACCCUAUUGGGUGUCCCGGCUGUUUGAUGGACCCUUUGCUGUGAGUUGCUAGCACAAGUUUACUUUCCUUGCUUCUGUGGUUUCUUGCAGUCUGUAGACGAAGAGGCAGAAAAAUGGGGCAGAAAAGAAGAAUGCUUCUUGCUGCAAUAAUUUUUAUAGCUGUCUAUUACAAAGUGACCGCGAAGGAAACAAGACUACUGGAUGUCCAAAAGACCACAAAUGUUGUGGAUGAUCUGUACUAUGGAUGCCGUGAAGAGGCCAUGAAGAAGUUCAUCGAGUCAGAUGUGUUAAAACAAGAACUAAAUAACAGUGAAGGAUUUCAGAAAGCAUGGAAUAAAAGUAUUGAGUGUUCAAAGCAGAUCCCUCAAGGACGAAAAGAGCAUAGUGCUGCACUUUCAGUCUAUAUUAAUGAGGAUAAAUCGUUCAUACAAACACUGAACAAAGCAAUAGAGACAAUGGGUGGAAAUGUUAGCAUCUAUGAAGACCACUUCAACCUCAAGUCUCUUCAUUUCCUGCUGAUGGACUCCAUGAGGCUGCUGAAGCCAAAGGAGUGCAAGAACUUUUAUGUUUUUCAAGAUGGUAAAAACCAACCACAGAAAGGCUCCACAGUGAGAUUUACAAGUUUCACUUUAGCUUAUUCAGACUAUGAAGAGCUAAAGAGACCUAAACAUGUCAAUGAGAAUACUAUUUUACAUCUCACUUCUUGCUUCUUUGUCAACCUGAAAGACUAUGUGUGCGGUCAAGAACAGGAUGAAAUACUCUUAUCUCCAGCAGAAGUUUUCACUGUGGAACAAGUGGAAACAAAAACUACAUCGGAUGGUGACGAAUACCUUGAGAUUGAUUUGAAACAGUCGGGACUGAAAAGCUCACACAACUGUUACAUCUUUUCACGGAUGUCAGUAGGUCAGGAGACUACCACAGCUGUUGCAGAGCGAGACAGGUCUCCUCCAGCUGUUGUCGCCACCCUGUGGCUUGUAUCAGUGCUUGCAGCCUUAUCUUCUGUUUCUUUAGCUGUUUAGCAAAAACAGUUAUCAUUCAGAGUUUUCUGGGUUUUAUAAUCUGCAAUAUUGCUUUGAUUAUUCAUACACCUUUUUUUAGGUCUUUAUUUGGCAGAUUGUGGUGAAUUGCAGUAUUGCAGUAUUGUGUCAAAAUAUAGUCAAAUACAGUUUUCUGCUUCUGUCAUAUAUUAUGAAUUAUAAACUCAGUUUUUAUUUUCUUUAUGCACGC